GAUCUCAAAUUAAAAGAGGAUAAGAACCAGCGUCUCCAGAAUGAAUUGAGACAUCUUCUAGAAUCAUUGGCGAUACUUCUUAGUUCCCCAGGAAAAUACGUAGAAUCUCAAGAAGACAGCAUAAAAAACAGAAUACGAGAACUACUGCAGGAUAAUAAAGAAAAAUCGACGUGCAUAAGUGACUUGAGAGAGAAAGUGUCUUUAUUGUCACAACAACUGAAUCGACAAACAGAGCUCUAUGAUCAAGCUAAUAAUCGCCUCCAAUUAUUACAAGAAGAAAAGAACCUUCAAGAAUCUCGCCUUCAUAAAGUGGAAGCUGAUCUAAAUGCAGCAGAGUUGUCACAAGAUGCUUUGCGCAGGGAUAAAAAUAUUUAUAUGACAUUCCUUGAGAGACUUGGUAGAGCCAUGCAUGUGGAUGAAAUAUCCAAAGAAGUUGGAAUGGAUUUACACACUGAAACAUUACUGGUUCGAGCUGAGCAACUUGCUAGACUGGAAAGCGACAAGUUAAUAGAUAAGUACUGGUGGACAUACAGCACAUUCCCACGCUUGCGGAGGGAACGUUCAUACCAUGAUCUUCCUCUCCGAGAAGUAAGAUGUGCUCUUCUAAGAAUUUCCUCACUUGGAUUUCUUGAAGCACUUUACAGUGUUCAGAAACAUGAACUGCUUGUUAUCAUGGCUUUACCUGUGAAAAUGAACAGUAAU
Molecule: messenger RNA, 702 nt
Organism: Gryllus bimaculatus (two-spotted cricket)
Lineage: Eukaryota; Metazoa; Arthropoda; Insecta; Orthoptera; Gryllidae
Source: the annotation of a GenBank genome assembly